Fulvia fulva is the source of this 213-nucleotide messenger RNA. RefSeq lists its product as uncharacterized. The transcript is spliced from 2 exons. Lineage: Eukaryota; Fungi; Ascomycota; Dothideomycetes; Mycosphaerellales; Mycosphaerellaceae. Bases 1 to 213 code for a protein of 70 amino acids. The record is from RefSeq and is a predicted model, not a curated record.
AUGCAGCAGAAGGAGGCUGAAGAGCUCGCUAAGAUUGCCGCACGAGACAAGGCCAAGCGGGAGAACUGGAGGCCUCGUGACACUCCAAGUCCAGGGAGGGGAGCUUUCCCUGUUAGAAGCAAGGAUGGCGACCUGCCUGUAAUCAGAUCACCUGGAUCAAGGUCUGAUCUUGAUCGAAUCAACAACUUCAAUGCUGAGAGGCCGCAACGUUAG